Heterotrigona itama is the source of this 1854-nucleotide messenger RNA. The record is from the annotation of a GenBank genome assembly. Lineage: Eukaryota; Metazoa; Arthropoda; Insecta; Hymenoptera; Apidae.
CACAAUGCAUCGCACCCCUGGGGAUGGAAUCUGGUGCGAUUCCCGAUGCAGACAUCACAGCGAGUUCGAGUUUCGAUAGCGGAAACGUCGGGCCGCAUCACGGACGGCUGAGGCAGGAGAGCCACGGAGGUGCCUGGUGCCCGAAGCAGCAGAUCACGACGGAACCGCGCGAGUGGUUGGAAAUCGAUCUUCACACGGUCCACAUGAUCACCGCCACCGGCACCCAGGGACGCUUCGGCAACGGCCAAGGCGUCGAAUACUCGGAGGCGUACAUGUUGGAGUACUGGAGGCCGAAGCUCGGCAAGUGGGUUCGAUACAGGGACGUCCGGGGCGAGGAGGUAAGUAAUCGUCGUCGUCGUCGUCGUCUCAAAGGUGUCGCGAUAAUUGACCAGGCUUACCAGUUGCCAGCAGUCGUCGAAAGGUGUCGAUUGCGCUUUCUGUCUUGGCGAGUGAUCAAAGGGAACACGAACACCUACCUGGAGUCGAAGCACGAGUUAGAGCCGCCGAUGUGGGCGAGUAAAGUUCGCUUCUGGCCGUACAGCUACCAUCGCCGCACCGUUUGCAUGCGGGUAGAGCUGUAUGGCUGCCCGUGGAACGACGGGAUCGUCUCGUACUCGAUGCCGCAGGGUGACAAACGCGGCAACUGGGAGUUCUUCGACGCGACUUACGACGGUUACUGGGACGGCCAGCUUCUGCGAGGCUUGGGACAGCUGACGGACGGCAAGAUCGGGCCGGAUAACUUCAAGAUGAGUUACUACGAUUACGACAGAGGCCAGGGAUGGGUCGGAUGGAGAAACGACACCAGGUCCGGCCAUCCCCUCGAGAUCAAGUUCGAGUUCGACCACGUCAGGGAGUUCUCCGCCGUGCACAUAUUCUGCAACAAUCAAUUCACCAAGGACGUCCAGAAAUGUUCUUAUGCCAUGUUACAGGUGUUCUCGGAGGCCAGUAUAAUGUUCAGCGUCGGUGGUAGAUAUUAUACGGGAGAUCCGAUCGUGUACUCGUACAUGGAGGAUAGGAUCUUCGAACAUUCGAGGAACAUCUCAAUCAAGCUGCACCAUCGGAUUGGCAAGUUCGUUAAAUUGAGGUUUAGCUUCGCCUCGCGGUGGAUCAUGAUCAGCGAGAUCACUUUCGAUUCUGAUAUCGCUCAUGGGAAUUUCACUCCUGAAUCCCCGACCACGACGGAAGCCCCGAGACUAAGGGAUCGAAUCUCAGCACGUGACAAUCCUCUGCAAGCUGAAGUUCCAGUGGUGAAGCAAGACGAUCCGACGUACAUGGCCGUGAUCAUCGGUGUGCUGACCGCGGUGAUCCUGCUGCUCGCCGUCGCGAUUUUCUUGAUCGUCACGCGACACAGGCAACGCAAGAACUUUGCGAGCCCUCUCGGAACGAAGAGCGCGAUCCCGUCGAGCAAUCAUCAACACCUGUCGCCGGAAUCCGCGUACGGGACCACGGAAAAGGAUCCAUCGUUGAUGACGUACAGAGUGGAGGAACUCGACGACCGGUACGCCGGAACCAAGCUGACGACGCUGCCCCGCGACUUGAACGAUCGCCUGCUCGGCGACGUCAGGUUGGACGAGUAUCAGGAACCCUUCUACGAGAACAAGCACCGAGAACCGCCUCACGCUGCUUACUACGGAUACAGCACCGUUGUUAUAGACAACAAGGACCUCCACGACAACGUCGAACAGUCUGGCAUGCUUGCAGAGCUUUUUCCCACCACCACCGCCCCCGAUGAGCGCGCCGCCCCCACGAGGCUCCAGUAAUCUGACGUACUCGAACCCGCCGAGCCCAGAGCCAGUUUGCGAGCGGGAGCGCAGAGGAAGCAAGCGCCGCGAACACUCCUUGCACAGAUACGGG